AUGGAAAACAGAGGGCUGGUGGCCAGUCAAUUUCCUGACACGAGCAAUGUCAGGUUCCAGUCUCACAUUGAAGCUGCGGAGGUGGUUCUCAUGGAUCAUCAAGCUAUACUCGAGUUUCCGGAAUUUGUACAAGAUAAGAAGGAUCACCGGAAACUCAAUCACAUGGAACUCAACUUGUAUGAGGCUCUCCACUGUUUGAAGACAAUGACAGAGGUUGUUGCCAUUGUGUUAUAUGGUGGUACAGUCUCGCAUCCAUAUUCACAGAUGGUUUGCCGGCCAGGCACAGAGUCUCUCAAUGUGCUAGACUUGGGACAAUUACAGGAGGAAAUGAAACAGCACCUCAAACUCAUUUUUACCAAUCCCGAGCUGAUCUUUGGUGCUAAUCCCUGGUGUAAUCCUGCUGCUAUGGCUGCAGCAUUCAAACUUGCCUCCAAGCUUGAGCAUCUGCAUCCAAUCACACUAGCCCUAUUCCAGGGAGUACUCGACAAGUGGGAGUCAUUCACAACUGAAUUUGCGCCAGGAUUGGCCGGUGGUUGUGGACCAGACCUUCCGAAUUGGGAACACAAUGCCAGUACCCAAAGUCACUGGCAUCACACGAUUCAAGAGGCCUCGAGUGGAACAAUCGCAACAGGUCACGGGCUUAACCCAUCAUAUUCCACCGCUAUAACCUUCUACUCCAUGGAUGCGACGACAGUGAUUCACGAGCUUGAAGAUAUUUAUGACUGGCCUCCUCCUGUAGCGAAGCUCGCAGACUUACUUUCUCAGCCACUCCCAUCUUGGCUUGCCACCGGUCCAUACCCUUUCACGUCCCCUUGUGCCUCUGAUUCUGUAGAUAUUCUAUCUGGACAUCCAAAGGAUCGUAUAGUAACGACCGAGAAUUAUGAUUCUGGCGGCUCUACGUCUUUGAAAGUCGUGUUUGACUUGGUCAUGACGGCCUCGUCUGAUUUACGCACCCUCAGUGGCAGCGUUGCAUACGGUUGUCCUCGCCCCACCAUUCCAAUUUGGAUCACAAUGCUUAAGCAUCUAUUUCUCCAUUGCUCGGAACACAUAUCGAUACUUGAAGAUGAAUAUUUUGUCAGGCCACGCGCGCCUCAUUCGCAGGAUGUUUCCUCCAGUGGUCCAAUCACCGACGGCUUUGCAUCACUUAUUAUAGCCCACUAUGUCGAUCGAGCGGAUGAAGAUCAAGACACUGGCUCAGCAUGUCACUCCUCACAAGACAGCUGUACGAGCUCUUCUAGCGAUGACAAUUCUUCUCAUGUACGAGACGAAAACUAUGGGGAUAACGGCGAAAUUACGAAGAAGAGGAAGGCAAACACGAGUAGCUCAAAGAAUCAUUCUUUGAAGUUUCCUAUCCACGCCCAUCUUCUUCCCACACGCGGUCGCCAUCUCUCCGCCGUCCUCCCGAUUAUUGCGGUUGCUGACGAAUAUAAUAUCAUCCCUCUCAUGUCAAGUAUGCUUUACCAACGUCGUGUUUGGCACAUCGACCAACCAGUUAUCGGAAUUAUUUUCCAAGGGACUGGAACUGUUGGCCAAGUCUUAUUUGGUUGGCUGGAUCACGAUUCUGGGACUAGCGGAGAUUUGCCUGGGGUCCAUAUCGCAUGUGCCAGCCCAAACUCUCAGCCUAAGGCGUCAUUAGGCAUAUUCGAUUUAACCGACCCAGUGGCCGCCAUAUCAUUGGCCCAAUUUGUGCUUGGAUUAUCGUCGUAUUUCAAGGACCUUAUCAACGCUACAUCAGUAACGUCUGUCGAUGCGGAUCCUUCCCUGCACUGGAGAUCAGAUCUCAUCGAUAUCUCCUCUGAAUCAGGAGAACAAUGGAAGGAGCGAGUUUCAAGCCUAGCUGCUGGUCCCCAACUAAGUCUUCGAGAAAUCUGCAUACUAUUCAAGAGGAAGGACACAAUGAACCCAGAGGCUCCAAGUCUCUUCGCAGCAGUGUCAAACAUGGUGGUACUCAAAGUGACCACAAAAGAUAAAAGCCCCGCUGGAAAUCAGCUUUCUGUCGACAAGUACUCCGCAAGCAAAGAGUCGAAAACAAAUGUAUCAAACUCUAGUUUUGCGAUGAAGAGUGAGAAUGGCUUAGAUGAAGAAUUAUCGAUUACGAAUUGGCUUUUUGAUAGAAGAGCUCUCACGAUCGGUAGAAUCUUGUUAGCAGAUCUUGCUCGAGACCCUGAAUCGGAACAAGAUUCGGAACACAAAGAGAUUAACGAAAAAAUCAAAUUUUACGACGAGACGACUAAAUUUUGCUGGCCAAGCAGCUGGAAAACAUUGAGUGACCUACCUGGAUCAGACCUUAGCAUUGAAGGGCAUCGUAGAAUGCUUUUUGAAAAUUAUAAUAACUAUGUUCAGGCUGGCAACGAGGUUCCAGACCUGGAGACCAAAAUCAUGGAACUCCUCUCCAGUCGGUUCUCCUCUAUGUUGUCAUCUUCCGAUGGUGCAUAUACUCGAGCUCUUGCAGCGGCGAAACGUAAUUCUAAUGAAGCUGAACGCCGCCAUGAUUGGGACAAUCUGUUACUCAAAUUUUUCACGACCUCGAAGUACACUGGUAGCACAAACCGUGAUGUGUUGCUGGAACGUGUUUUAAAUGCACCUCGAAAUAUAGCCCUUGACGCGAUGAGGACUUCUGCUGCUGAUCACGUGCGAGAGCGCUCUGCGCUAGCAAGUCAAUAUGCAUUACAUUGCAGCUUGGCAGACUUCAGCGUCGCUUCUCAAGCUCUUCAGGCGCUUAACCAGUCUGCUUCAUUUGUCGAGCAAGUCAAGGGUGAUAUAGAGGCCCGCUUGCUCGAUGCCCUCGAACGUCGCACCAACCAAGAACCAACACGUGGAAAAUGUGAUGCAAUUCUAGUCGUACCCCUUGAAGGCGUCUGCGCUAAGAUCGUUAAAAUCCUUGGCCAGUCCGAAGGCAGGAAGUUCGUGAAAAAUCUUGCUUUGAUAGCACAUCCUGGUGCGGAAAAGUCGGCAUCUGGGACUGGGAAGAACGACAGAGCAAACUCGGACUCAGCUCGACAUCUGACCGUUGAGCCUCAGCCAUCAUCGGUCACGGACAACAGCAAAUCAACUUCCUAUCCCUCCUUGCACAAUGUCUUCACGGCAACUGUUCCGAGACCACCCUCCGAGUCCUCGGAAACCCUGUCGAAAGAUGUCGUUCAGCUUCAGGCAGCCCAGGACGGGGAAAUAGACAAUGAUUUAUUAUUGCCAGUCCUUACCGUGGAGUACAAGAAAAAAGAUGUUACUACGACAUUCAAGGCUUUGAACCAGUCUCGAAUGUAUACGGUUUCAGCACUGUAUUUUCUGAGAUCCUUGGGGAUCGUUGAUUUUCCGCUUUUUGGCCUAGUCACGUCUGGAUCUGAAGGAGCAGUAUCAAUGGCUUGGUACUCGUCCAAGCAACAAAAAUUUUUUUUAAUGGAGCGGAACUUCCAGUUAUAUGACAUUUCAGACCCGCUCCAAGUUUACGAGUUUUCUGUAGUUCUUCUUCGCAUUGCUGAACAUGGUCAGAAGCUCAAAGUGAAGCUGCAAGAAAUGCUGAGCAAAAUUGAUGAGCGAAGCAAAAUUAAAACAUUCAACCACUGGUCUAAUUUGGCUCAGCCAAAAGAACUGUAGUAUAUCUCAAACCAUAUCUAUAGGCUUGCAUAGCAUCACUGUCACAUUUGUACAUAUCUUGUAUUUGUAUUUGUAGACAUGUCUGAACACCUGCAUAAAA
Serpula lacrymans var. lacrymans S7.9 is the source of this 3694-nucleotide messenger RNA. RefSeq lists its product as uncharacterized. Lineage: Eukaryota; Fungi; Basidiomycota; Agaricomycetes; Boletales; Serpulaceae. Bases 1 to 3594 code for a protein of 1197 amino acids. The transcript is spliced from 13 exons. The record is from RefSeq and is a predicted model, not a curated record.